Fraxinus pennsylvanica is the source of this 1041-nucleotide messenger RNA. The record is from the annotation of a GenBank genome assembly. Lineage: Eukaryota; Viridiplantae; Streptophyta; Magnoliopsida; Lamiales; Oleaceae.
AUGGCGAUCUUCACAACCCUAGCCACCGCCACCUCCGUCGUCCCCCUCCUUCUCCUCAUCUUCAACCUCCUAACACCUCUUGCCUUAUCCCUCUCGUCAGACUCCAUCAUCUCCGAACUCUCCGCCCUCCAAUUCCAAUCUCCCACCGGCGUCAUCCACCUAACCGAUCCUCUCCUUCGCCGCAUCCUCGCCCUCCCCACCCCUCGUCCCUUCCACUUCCUCCUCUUCUUCGACGCCCAAUCGCUUCAUUCCAAGGCUGAACUCUCCCUUCCUACCCUCAAAACCGAAUUCUCCCUCGUCUCUUCCUCUUUCUACACAAACAAUCCAGACCAAAAAGCACUUCUCUUCUUUUUUGACAUCGAAUUUCAAGAAUCCCAAUCGUCUUUCGCCCUUUUCGGGGUCAGCUCCCUCCCCCACAUUCGCCUAAUUCCACCUUCAGCUACUGAUCUGAAGAAAGAUUCAAUCCCAAUGGACGCCUCAGAUUUCUCGAGAUUGGCGGAAUCGAUGGCUGAGUUUAUCGAAUCAAGGAGUAGGCUUUCUAUGGGGCCCGUUCAUCGCCCACCCAUUGUUUCCAAGAAACAGAUCGCAUUUAUAACAGUUGCAAUUUUGAUUUGGACACCAUUUUUCCUGAAGAAAUUGAUCGCUGGGAACACUGUUUUGCAAGAUAAGAACAUUUGGAUGGCUGGGGCGAUUUUUGUGUACUUCUUUAGCGUGUCAGGAGCGAUGUUUAAUAUAAUUAGAAAAAUGCCCAUGUUCUUGCUCGACAGGAAUGAUCCGUCGAAGCUGGUUUUCUUUUACCAGGGAUCUGGGAUGCAGUUAGGAGCUGAAGGUUUUGCAGUCGGGUUCUUAUACACAAUCGUAGGACUUCUGUUGGCUUUUGUUACUCACGUGCUGGUUAGGGUUAAAAACAGGACUGUACAGAGAGUGACUAUGAUUAUUGUGCUGUUGGUAUCGUUCUUGGCAGUCAAGCAGGUAGUUUUCCUGGAUAAUUGGAAGACGGGCUAUGGAAUUCAUGCAUACUGGCCUUCCAGCUGGCAGUAA